Messenger RNA from Staurois parvus, 397 nucleotides. Lineage: Eukaryota; Metazoa; Chordata; Amphibia; Anura; Ranidae. The record is from the annotation of a GenBank genome assembly.
UCUGGGACUGUCCUUCAUGCAGCGGUUGAAACAUUGUAUGUAUUUGUUUCCAUAAAUGGAUCCAUUUAUGGAAACAAAUACAUACAAUGUUUCAACCGCUGCAUGGAAGGACAGUCCCAGAACUGUCAUUAAUAGUCUAUUUCUGACAGUUCCAUGACAUUCCCUCCAUACAGCGGUUAAAACAGCUGUAUGGAGUGAAUGUCCCAGAUCUAUCAGAAAUAGACUAUUUAUGACAGUUCUGGGACAUUCACUCCAUACAGCUGUUUUAAAAACCGUUGUUGUCAUCUUCUUCUCAUCCUUCUAUCCUUCUUCUCAUCCUUCUUCUCAUCCUUCUCCUUCUUCUCUUCUCAUUCUUCUCCUUCUUCUCAUCCUUCUCCUUCUGCUCAUUCCUUCUUCU